Tachyglossus aculeatus (Australian echidna) is the source of this 1157-nucleotide messenger RNA. It is a transcript of the gene HCRT, whose product is annotated as hypocretin neuropeptide precursor. Bases 540 to 965 code for a protein of 141 amino acids. The record is from RefSeq and is a predicted model, not a curated record. Gene Ontology annotation, biological process: feeding behavior; neuropeptide signaling pathway. NCBI's taxonomy places the organism in Eukaryota, Metazoa, Chordata, Mammalia, Monotremata, Tachyglossidae. The transcript has 2 exons.
AAUACCAUGCUUAUAAUUAUGAAGACCACCAUCCUCCUCAUCUCUUGGCAUCUCUUGGCACUCACACACACGCACGCCCUCGAUGGAUGCUACCCAGUGACAGCGGCUGAUCCCGCUCCCGGCUCUCGGGCAGCCAAAUCUGCGUCAGGAGCCCCUAAUUAGCCCCGGCCCCGCCGCUGUUCCCCCCUCCGUCUCGUCCCUUAAUUAGCCCCCCGCCGUUCCAUAAUUAGCCCUGUGCCCCAUGCCCCCGGCCCCCUCCAUUGUGCGCCCGGAUGCCUGGGUCUGCGGAGCCCGCGUUAGCGCCCAGCGACCAGGGAGCGGGUCCCCCCGCCUCCGGUGGCGUCGCCUGGACACGGCUGUCCCUCCGGCCGGGUGACCGGCGCCCUUCGAGCCUAUGUUUAGCUCUGCUUCGUCCUCUGGGGUCCGGCCCGGGCUGAGGCCCGGCUAUAAAGGCUAGCCGGAAAGAUGCCACAAGUCCAGCGAGCACCGUGAGCGAACACACCGCGCUGCCAACUCAGCCCCGCCACCCCCACGGGACCAUGGAGGCCCCAAAGGCCUCGCUGGCCGUCGCCACGCUUCUUCUUCUGCUGCUGCUGCUGCCGCCGCCGUCCCUACUGAGCCCCGGGCGAGGGUCGGGGGUGGCAGGGGUCGCCGCCGCGCAGCCCCUGCCCGCCUGCUGCCGCCAAAGGACCUGCUCCUGCCGCCUGUACGACCUGCUGCACGGCGCCGGCAACCACGCCGCGGGCAUCCUCACCCUGGGCAAGCGGAGGCCCGGUGCCCUCGCCUUCCAGGACCGGCUCCAGCGCCUGCUGCACGGGGCCGGCAACCACGCCGCUGGCAUCCUCACCAUGGGCCGCCGGGACCCCGGGCCCAGCCCCAACGCCCUGCCCUUGCCCUGCCCACGGCCGCCCUGCCCUGAGCCCCCUCCGGCCCAGGACCUGCCAGAGAACCACGGGCCGGCCUGAUCCGGCUGACUCCAGGCCGUGAGUUGGUGGGCAGCCUGGGCCUUCACCCACUUUCUGCGCCCUGGCCAGGGAAACCUGGACCCUCUGGGUCCCCCUCCCUGCCUCCUGCAGCGGAGGUGGCCCCCAAGGGACGGGGAUGGGGGGAUCCCCUGGGCUGUACCCCCUCCGCAGAGUGGGUGAAUAAAGACAAGU